AUGCUAAUGUUUACAACCAUUAAACUGGCAACAGUUUCCUUGUGACAGCCGUGAUAUAUUCCACAUCAGUGCGUGAUAUCAAGUAGCAUUCAAAUAAUGUGAAACAAAUAAAUGACCGCUUUAUUCAGUCGGCGUCCAAAUGGAGUGGGUGUUCAUCAUGAACCGGGUGAGCUCUCAGGGCAGCUCCGCAGCCCAGCGGAGGAGGAUGGCCCUKGGGGUGGUGAUCCUCCUGCUGGUGGAUGUCAUCUGGGUGGCCUCCUCUGAGCUGACCUCCUACAUCUUCAGGCGUCAGGAGUACAACAAGCCCUUCUUCAGCACCUUCACCAAGACGUCCAUGUUCGUUUUGUACCUGCUGGGCUUCCUGCUGUGGCGGCCCUGGAGGCAGCAGUGCACCGGCACUUUGAAACGCCGCCGCUCUGCGUUYUUUGCCGACGCUGAAGCCUACUUUGCACCCUGCACCAACGACAGCACUGUGAACAACUCUUUGAGUGAACCGCUGUACGUCCCGGUGAAGUUUCAGGAUGUGCCGACUGAUCCCUCCGAGCGUUUGAACGGAGACUGUGAUUAUUCAUCCAAGAAGCACCGAGUGCGUUUCAGUAACAUCAUGGAGGUCCGUCAGCUGCCCUCCGCUCAGGCCCUGGAGGCCAAACUGUCCCGGAUGUCCUACCCUGCAGCCAAGGACCACGAGGCCAUGCUGCACACCGUGGGGAAGCUGACCAUCACUGACGUGGCCAAAAUCAGCUUCUUCUUCUGCUUCGUGUGGUUCCUGGCUAACCUGUCCUACCAGGAGGCCCUGUCCGACACGCAGGUCGCCAUCGUCAACAUUCUGUCGUCCACUUCAGGUCUCUUCACGCUCAUCUUGGCAGCCAUCUUUCCCAGCAACAGCAGCGACCGUUUCACCCUGUCCAAACUGUUAGCCGUGGCUCUGAGCAUCGGAGGCGUGUCCCUGGUGAGUCUGUCCAGCAUGGACGGUCCUGAUGACAAGGGUGUUUUAGGUUCUCUGUGGUCGCUGAUCGGGGCGGUUCUCUACGCCGUCUACAUCGUUAUGAUCAAGAGACGAGUGGACCGGGAGGACAAACUGGACAUCCCCAUGUUCUUUGGGUUUGUGGGUCUGUUCAACCUGCUGCUGCUCUGGCCCGGUUUCCUCCUGCUCCACUACACCGGCUUCGAGGCCUUCGAGCUCCCGAGCCAGCUGGUCUGGACCUACAUCCUGAUCAACGGUCUGAUCGGGACGGUUCUGUCAGAGUUCCUGUGGCUCUGGGGCUGCUUCCUCACGUCGUCUCUGAUCGGGACGCUGGCGUUGAGCCUCACCAUCCCGCUGUCCAUCCUGGCAGACAUCUGCCUGCAGAAGGUGCGUUUCUCCUGGUUGUUCUUCGCCGGAGCGGUUCCCGUCUUCCUCUCCUUCUUCAUCGCGGCGCUGCUGUGUCACUACAACAACUGGGACCCGGUUCUGGUCGGGCUGAGGAGACUUUACGCCUUCGUUUUCAGGAAACACCGCAUCCAGAGACUGCCUGAAGACAGCGAGCAGAGUGAAAGUCUGAUUCCUCUGAACACGGUUUCUCCUCAUGAAGGAAGCUUCUGCUCCUGAUCCAGAUCCAGAGGAGAUCAACGUUCGUCUGAUAAUCUGGAAGCUUUCAGAGAUCCACCCGAGUGCCUCUGGUUCUGUUUAUUUAUUUACAACACUUCCUCCUCACAAACAAACAAACAAACAAACACAUUAUUUAAUUUCUCUUCCUGUUUGUCUGUAAGGAAACUCUUCGGUACGUCACACAGCUGGCUGUUUUAUUUGUUUAUUUUUCAGCGUGGUAAAUGAAACAGUACAUUUUACUGAUCCGGUUCUGGUUCUGACCAUAACGUUCGACUCGGUGUGGAGCAGAAUCAGAACGACACCAAACCUUUGAAGGAGUGAUUCUAGUUUCGACACCACAACACAACWUUUCUGCUGAGUCAUGCUGAGCAGCCAGACAGAUUUAUUGACCAGAAAACAGAUUUUAUCAGAGAAUAUUUAGGUUUUCAGGAGUUUAUUCUGUAAAAUAUUCAGAUCUAAAAUACAUCCUGARAUUUUUAAGAUUUACUCAGAGCUUGGAAYGAUUCUGGCUUUUCUCUGAUCCACACAGGGUCAGAUAUAUACAUACAUACCACAGAUAAUUGGACAAAUGUCCUUCAGCUCAUGUGUCCAUCAGCGAGGCUCUGGUAGAACUGAACUGGUUGGUUUCCURGUUUCAGACCCAACUUUGGAUCMGAAUCCACAACUUGUCUGUCGGGUUGAGGUCAAGUCUUUCCGGAAGGGUCAUUGUCCCGUUGGACCCAAGAACUUGGAGUUAGUCCACCUAACUUUGUCCCACAUCUUGAUGCUAUCACCACCACCAUGCCUGAUUUGGUCCUCCAAAUGUCCUUCUUGUGUCAGUCUUUGUCUCAUUUGACCUUCAAACACAUCUCCAGAAGAAAUUAGUCUCAUCCAUGUGGACAGCUGUAGGUUUUAGUCCAGCUGGAAGCUUUUUUCUUGGUACAUAGUGAUGUAGAACUGUUCUCAGGGACAUGGUUGGUCUGGGACAUGGUUGGUCUGGGACAUGGUUGGUCUGGAACAUUGUUGGACAGGGACAUGUUUGGUCUGGGACAUGGUUGGACAGGCAGAUUGUUGGUCUGGACUGUUGAUCUUCCCUCAGUUCCUCAAACCUUCUAUAUUUUUUGCUGUUUGUAGAUUUUGGUGUGAAUCAGAGAAAAUCCUUGAYAAAUUCAAACUGUAUCUUUUUAAAACUCAAUAAAGCUGUUUGUUGUGUAAACACCUCAGCCUGGUUUCAGGUAAAUGAUUAAGGGUCCAGAAUGUGUGACGCUCGGUCCCACGAUGAGUCAUUCUGAGCUUCUGACCAUUGGUUUGAGUUGUGACGAGAAAUCUGCAUCACUGCCAGGCGUUUUAAACUCUUCGUAACGUUUCUCUGGACUCUGUUCUGAGGAGAACAAACAGAGUAAAAAGCCUUUUUUCUAUAAGCUAAAAUGUGCCUCCAGCAUCAGCUUCUACUCAAAUCAAACUUUUAAAAACAAACCGUAGCAUCAACCGGAGCUGAGCUGAUGUUUGAGUCUGUUUCUUAAAGGAACAAACAUUUUGCUGGUUUUAUGAUUUGCUGACGACUCAUCGCUCUCCGAGCGUCAUGUCGUACAGAAACACUACAGAAACAGCCGAAACGUCAGUUUUUAUUGCACUUGUGGCUGACGCAGAGGAAGCGAUGAAUAAAAAGUUGCACUUGAACGUUUUUUGCCAAUCGUCCAUCCGUCUGUGAAGAUUUCAGAGGAGAAAACUUAUUUUUUAGACAGUUUUCCUAUUUUUCCUAAAGAUUUUUAUCUUCUAAACGGUGCUUGUGGAGUCAUGUUUAAGAUUGUUUUCUUUCUCAGGUUCUUUGUCUUGUUUUUGUUGUCUGAGCACUUUGUUUUGUGUCGAUAAUAAAGAUGUAAAAGUAUCUGAAAAAGGCUCAGUCUGACAGUAAUCUUUUUAUUUUUGAGUCUUUUCAUACUUUGAAGCACUAUUAUUAAAACUUAUCUUUCUAAAACUUG
Molecule: messenger RNA, 3549 nt
Organism: Austrofundulus limnaeus
Lineage: Eukaryota; Metazoa; Chordata; Actinopteri; Cyprinodontiformes; Rivulidae
Product: solute carrier family 35 member F5
Cellular component (GO): membrane
Source: RefSeq, a predicted model, not a curated record